Messenger RNA from Dalotia coriaria, 2275 nucleotides. It is a transcript of the gene Pink1, whose product is annotated as PTEN-induced putative kinase 1. Gene Ontology annotation, cellular component: mitochondrion. The record is from RefSeq and is a predicted model, not a curated record. Lineage: Eukaryota; Metazoa; Arthropoda; Insecta; Coleoptera; Staphylinidae. Gene Ontology annotation, biological process: autophagy of mitochondrion; regulation of apoptotic process; positive regulation of mitochondrial fission. Gene Ontology annotation, molecular function: protein serine/threonine kinase activity; ATP binding.
GACAUCAUGCUUCAUAAUUAGACUAUUGGAUUUUGUACUUUACGAAAACACCCCCGUCAGAUCAGUUCUACGACGUAUUUCGUUCAGUAAGUAAAUCGUUUUUGUAUCGGAAGCCACCCUUCACAGGCGUGGCGCUUCCAUGCGUUGGGUAAAAUGUCGUUGCGUGCGAUCGCCUCGCGCUUAUUCCGGCAUGGUCAGUGCUACUUCAGGCACGCGGGCGUCCCAAAGCGAGACAUUCAUACGAGCAACAUUGGCGAGCGCGUAAAUGCGGCGCGUCAGGUACAGCAGGCGCAGCUGGUGCCGCGCUCCUUUGCGCUACGCUCCGUAGGCCUGCAGGUUGGUCUUCAUGCGCGCCGCAUUCUCGUCGACAACGUCCUCAAUCGCGUGACCAGCUCGCUAGCGGCAAAACUACGCAAAGAAGCCGCAAAGAGGAUGCUCUUCGGUGAUUCCGGUCACUUUUUUGCUUUGGUUGGCGUUAGUCUUGCAUCUGGGGCUGGGAUUUUGACCAAGGAGGAAGAAUUGGAAGGUGUAUGUUGGGAAAUACGAGAAGCUGUAUCGAAAAUUAAGUGGCAUUAUCAAAAUACUGAAGUAAUUGUCAACAGUGAGGAAGCAAUAGGUGUAAAAAACCUUGAUUUUGGGUCUGUGCUUGGAAAAGGAGCUAACGCAGUGGUUUACACAGCAAGAUUAUUACAAAAUGAACCAGAAAUCAUUGAAACUACAUCUCAACAUCAUGAAAACAACUCAGAAAUCACAGAAAUUGUAUCUGAAGGACAUUUUGGUAGUGUUCCAACAACGCAACCCGCAAAACAAGAUGUUACUUAUCCUCUAGCUGUCAAAAUGAUGUUCAAUUAUGACAUCCAAUCAAAUGGCAUGGCGAUUCUGCGCGCUAUGUACAAGGAAACUAUUCCUGCGCGAGUCUAUUUCAGUAAUGUUGGUAUAACUGACUGGGAAUUAGCUUUGUCUAAUGGUAAAAAACAUCUGCCACCACACCCGAACAUCGUCGCAAUGUACUCAGUUUUCACUGAUUUCGUCCCUGAAUUACAAGAUGCUACUAAUUUGUACCCGGCUGCUCUACCGCAGAGGAUUCACUCUGAAGGUGAAGGCAGAAACAUGAGUUUAUUCUUAAUUAUGAAGAAAUAUGAAUGCAGUCUUCAAGAAUAUCUUUCUUCAUCUUCCCCGAUUACAAUCCGUCAGUCAAUUUUAUUAUUCACACUUAUUGAAGGCGUCGCACAUUUAUGUGCGCAUGGCAUAGCUCACCGUGAUUUGAAAGCAGAUAAUUUACUCCUUGAUAUUUCUGAAAAAGAUGCGCCGAUUUUGGUCAUUUCUGACUUUGGUUGUUGCCUAGCGGAUCAAAAUCAACACCUAACUGUUAAUUACAACUCAUAUGAGGUUGAUAAAGGUGGAAAUACUGCUUUAAUGGCGCCGGAGAUUAUUAAUCAGACUCCGGGAACGUUUAGUCUGUUGAAUUAUAACAAGAGUGAUCUGUGGGCGGCUGCUACAAUUGCAUAUGAGAUUUUUGGCAUGAAUAAUCCGUUUUAUGAUGGUCUGAAUGGUAAAUUACGCGCUGGGAAUUAUCAAGAGGAUGAAUUACCACGUCUAGGUGGUGAGGAUAAUGAAAUCCCGGAUGUUUUUCAUGCUUUGGUAGCGAAUCUCUUGAAACGUAAUCCUAACAGGAGAUUGGAUGCGGAAGUUGCGGCGAAUGUUUGCCAAUUGUAUCUGUGGGCACCAAGCGCAUGGUUGAAACCCAUGGUGAAGCUACCUACCAGUAAUGAGAUUCUUCAAUGGCUGCUUUGUUUAACUACCAAAGUGCUCUGCGAGGGACGCUUGAGUAACCCACAAUCAGACACAGAACGUAAUGAAUACCCAACGUAUGAUACUGGACGAACUCAAUUUGAAUCGACUUCGAAUUCGAGCUACUACAGCAAGGGCCGACGUACUUAUACUGAAUAUCUCCUAAUUUCUUCGUUCUUAGUGCGAGCUAAAUUGACUAAUGUCAAGGCAGCUCUGCAAUGGAUACAAAAUAAUAUCUUUUAACCUCUCAAACAUAUUUAGCGAAGAAAAAAGAAAGAAAGAAAGAGAACGAAUGAGAAAUUUAAUUAUUGGUUGUGAUAACGUUCCAAAAUUUUAUUUUUAGACCAGUACUAUUGUCACAGAGCAGAUGGAAUAUAUUUAUCAAUGAAUCUAUAAUGUAUUGUAAGAAUUUGCAUGGAAUAAUUUAAUUUUGUAGAUGUAAAUAAAUUGAUGAGUUAUGUAAUAAAUAUUUUUGACUCGUGUA